AAGAUCCAUAAAAAAGUCGUAUUCGAGGGAGAACACGCUCCAAAGCCGGUCAAAAGGGGACGGCCAAGAAAUGGCCUAUCAUAUAAAAUGAUGAGAGAGAGAGAGAGGGGUAAAAAGUGGGAGUCGUGUUGUUUCUGGUUCCUCUCUCUCUAAAAAGCCAAGCCCUUAAAGAAAUCCCUUUUAAUCUUGGGUUUCUAGGGCUUCUUCUCAUGAAACCCUAGCUCCAUCUCAGCUACCACCACCAUUUUUAGGGCUAAAUUUUGCGGAGUGCCACCUUUAAUCGAAGCCAAUUUUACCUGAGUAACAGAAGUUAAGGAUGGAUGAAAGUAACAAGGGUGAGAGUCAUCUCACUUCAGCUGCUGCCUUUGUUGAGGGUGGCAUACAAGAAGCGUGCGAUGAUGCUUGCAGCAUUUGCUUGGAGGCUUUUUGUGAUAGUGAUCCCUCAACGGUUACUAGCUGUAAGCAUGAGUUUCAUCUUCAGUGCAUUCUUGAAUGGUCUCAAAGAAGCUCUCAAUGCCCCAUGUGUUGGCAAGCCAUCAGCCUGAAGGAUCCCUCAAGCCAAGAAUUACUUGAGGCAGUUGAAAGGGAGAGGAACUUCAGAUUUAAUCAGCCGCGUAAUUCCACCAUUUUUCAUCUCGGGGAUUUCGAAUUGCAACAUUUACCAGUGGGUGCAAAUGAUUCGGAACUGGAAGAGCGUAUAAUUCAGCACUUGGCAGCUGCCGCUGCCAUGGGGAGGGCCCAUCACUUUGUAAGAAGGGAAGGGCAGCGUAACAGGCCAUCAUCUCAAGGGCGCCCUCAGUUUUUGGUCUUCUCUACCCAUCCAAAUGCUCCUCCUCAUGGGGGCCCUGUUUCUGCAAUCCCGGUCGAAAGAGGUGGUGAAAAUGAAACUUCCCCAAGUGUUAAUGCUGUUAACGCGACAGUUCCUCUCAAUUCUGUGGUGGAGGAGCCUUCCCAGAGGAUCACAUCACUGCCUCCGGGUCAGAUGGAUCACCCACCUCUGGUACCAGUAACUGGGACAACAGGUGGUGUAACCACUCCUAACAGGCAUGGAGUUAUUGGUAACAGGAAUUCAGGUGGUCAGUCCUCGCCAAUGAGUCAAGAUAGAGCUGGACCUUCCGAACUGCAGUCCUUAUCAGAAACCCUGAAAUCUAAAUUCAAUGCGGCCUCUUCAAGGUACAAAGAAUCAAUUUCAAAGAGUACAAAGGGAUGGAGGGAGAGAUUGUUUUCUCGCAACUCCUCUGUUGCUGAUCUUGGUUCUGAAGUUCGCAGAGAGGUGAGCACUGGUAUAGCCAGUGUCUCACGCAUGAUGGAGCGCCUUAGUGCUGGUGAAAACAAUCAAGGGAGUGGAACUUCUGGUCCCUCUGUUGUUCAUAGUCCUGAGGGUUCCUCAGGAUCUCCUCCAAGUAACCGAAACCUAGAAGAAAACCAUAGUGACACAUUUCCAAGUGGCGGCAGUGCAGCUGCUUCAUGUGCGGCGAAUUCAAGUCCAAAUUAAUUUAUCUCCUAAUUUCUCCAGAACUUUUAUGUACUCUCCUCAUGCAUCAUUCAAGGAUGGGGGACUGCCUUCUUUCGUGCUGAAAGAAAUGUUGUUAUUACAGGUUGGAGUACUGCCUUCUUUCGUGCUGAAAAAGGGUCACUUUGAGUGGAAUAUUAGCGGGAUGUGGUGGGAUCUGAUGGAGCAAGAGCUGGCUUGUGCUUCUUAUGUAUACUGAGAAGUCUCUCUACUCUCUCUCUAUUUCUCGAAUGGUUGCCUUCUGACUUGUAAAAAAUGUGUAAAAAAAAGAGAAAAAAAAAAGAGAUUUUUAACCUUUCAUACAUUAUUAUUAUAUGUUGUUGAGAGACAUUAUAUGACCUGAAAGCGGUUAAAUAAAUCCAUAAGACAUAUCACCACAUUAACAUA
Messenger RNA from Amborella trichopoda, 1900 nucleotides. It is a transcript of the gene RHF2A, whose product is annotated as RING-H2 group F2A. NCBI's taxonomy places the organism in Eukaryota, Viridiplantae, Streptophyta, Magnoliopsida, Amborellales, Amborellaceae. The record is from RefSeq and is a predicted model, not a curated record. Gene Ontology annotation, molecular function: ubiquitin-protein transferase activity.